AGCGUCAUGUUUUACCUGGCGGCCGCUGUGUCGGAUUUCUACAUCCCCUCCUCGGAGAUGCCUGAGCACAAGAUCCAGUCCUCGGAGGGGCCGUUGCAGAUCACGAUGGAGAUGGUGCCAAAAAUGCUGUCUCCUCUCGUCAAAGAAUGGGCCCCAGAGGCGUUUGUUAUUUCCUUUAAACUGGAGACGGAUCCCUUGAUCUUAAUUGAUAAAUCGCGGCGGGCUCUGGAGAAAUAUCAUCACCAGGUGGUGGUAGCGAAUAUGCUGGAGUCGCGGAGAACCUCUGUUAUUAUUGUAACCAAAGACUCGCAGACGCCGUUAUCUCUUUCUGACGAGGAAAUAGCGCAAGGCGUGGAAAUAGAGGAAAAGAUAGUGAGCUACCUUCAGGGCCUACAUACCGCCUUUAUAGAGAAGAAAGUCUGA
This is a messenger RNA of Apaloderma vittatum (bar-tailed trogon), 423 nucleotides long. It is a transcript of the gene PPCS, whose product is annotated as phosphopantothenoylcysteine synthetase. Gene Ontology annotation, cellular component: cytoplasm; nucleus. Gene Ontology annotation, biological process: coenzyme A biosynthetic process. NCBI's taxonomy places the organism in Eukaryota, Metazoa, Chordata, Aves, Trogoniformes, Trogonidae. Gene Ontology annotation, molecular function: phosphopantothenate--cysteine ligase activity. The transcript has 2 exons. The coding region runs from base 7 to 423 and encodes 138 amino acids. The record is from RefSeq and is a predicted model, not a curated record.